Molecule: messenger RNA, 1368 nt
Organism: Drosophila suzukii
Lineage: Eukaryota; Metazoa; Arthropoda; Insecta; Diptera; Drosophilidae
Source: RefSeq, a predicted model, not a curated record
ACAACCUGUAACAAAAUAGUCUUUGUUUAAGACAUCAAAAAUAAUUGAGUCUACUUUUAUACAAUUUUGACUAUAAAUGUUGCUUUGUGAAUUCCACGUAAUUGGCCAUGAGUGAAUGUGGAAUAUUGAACGGGAGGAGGAGAUUAAGGCCACACUUUUACGUACAAAAUGUGCGAUCCAUGUCGAUGUUUAAGGAGGUGCAUCAGCUGCCAUGGCGGAUGCUGUCCCAUCCCUACUUGCUGUGCGCGACCUUGUCCUAUUAAUACGCGGAAUUGUCGCGUGGUGUUUCCCGGGGAGUAUCAGAAGUUCUCGGACAUGGUGCCACCCAGUUUUCUUCAGAAACAGCCAAAGCCACCGAAAAGAAAGAAACGUUCAAAGAGUUGCACACCAUGUGUAGAGCGAUGUAAAGAGCCGUGUGCGGAUAUUUGUAAGGAAACAAGUGAAGAUUGUGAAAAAGAAAAGGAUGGAAAUGAACAGCAAAAUCCUGAAGAAUUCGGGCAAGAUAAUGAUGCAGGAUAUGGAUAUGGAGCUCCUGCUGUAGGAUUUCAUGGAGUUCCAGGGGCUGGCUUUGGUUUUCAGCCGGAACCUACUAUUAUACCAUGCUAUGACUACGGGCCGGCAGGAAAUGCCAUGAUAUUUGGGAUUCCGCCACCCAACCAAUAUGGAAACUUUGGAGUUCCUGGUCCCAUGGUUUUACCAGUGGCUCAGUCAUCUGCAGUGGGUCAGGGAGAUGCUCGUCGUUCACGAGGUCCUCCGGCGGCAGGUCUACCCACGCAAUAUUCAUCAAAGUUUAAUCCCUGUACGGGAGAAGUUUACCAAUGUGGAAAUCAACAAAUGUCAGCUGUAAGACCAACAGAAAUGGUACAAGGUCCCUCCUAUAACCAGUUCUGUGAGGGUAUCGGCAUGAAUUUAGGGCCAAACAAUGGGUAUAAUCCAUUUAAUGAGCCGCAUUCAAUAGAUCAAAGGCAAGUCAUGCAAACAAUAUUUUUGCGGGAGCCCCAGCAGUUUAUGGCCAGCAAAGUCAAGCCAUGAAUUUUGGACCCAACAAUCAGAGCUAUAAUUAUAAUGUCGGACAGAGAAAUCUAGAUUCCCGACAAGUUCCCCAAUCUCAGCCAUCAACGGGACAGGUGCGUCAAGGUGGUGCCAGAUCAAAGUCCGUAGGUCAACCAUCCGAAUUUAGAGGAACCCAAGCAUUUAAUCAGCAGCAUCCAGGAACUCACUCUGGACCUAACAACCUAAAUAAUCCUCAUAGUCAGGGGAAGACGACAUUUGAUUUAAGAUCAACAGGCAAGCUAAGUCAUCUGUGGUUCAUAAUGAUAACAGGUCGAAGUCCCAAAGACAACGAAACGAGUCUAGGGGUCGUACUAU